Messenger RNA from Exophiala xenobiotica, 4464 nucleotides. RefSeq lists its product as uncharacterized. NCBI's taxonomy places the organism in Eukaryota, Fungi, Ascomycota, Eurotiomycetes, Chaetothyriales, Herpotrichiellaceae. Gene Ontology annotation, cellular component: cytoplasm. Bases 729 to 4085 code for a protein of 1118 amino acids. Gene Ontology annotation, molecular function: tau-protein kinase activity; ATP binding; protein serine/threonine kinase activity. The transcript is spliced from 5 exons. The record is from RefSeq and is a predicted model, not a curated record. Gene Ontology annotation, biological process: microtubule cytoskeleton organization; protein phosphorylation; intracellular signal transduction.
GCCGAAGACUGCGCUGGCUAUCUCGUUCACCGACUGCUGUACACAGAAAACAGAAAACACACUACCUAGGUCACUAUCCUAUUGCCGCACCCUUUCGACUACGCACCUAUCGACAUUCUCUUGCGCUCAACACGCCUCAGACCUCACAACGCCCACCGCUUCCCUUCUUGGAUGUUCCUGCUGGCCAGUCAACAAACUAUCUCCCGCCGAUCUGUCUCGACUCUAAGUUAAACGCGAUGACUGCGAUCCUCCUACCUCCUCACCACCUGACUUCCAUCCGUGUUUGUUGAUGAUUGGCCGUCGAGUACACACAUUCGCAGCCUCAUCAGGGAAAUAUUCUCUGCCGGCGUCGCAGGUCGACGUCUCCCUUGACCUCGUCGUUCUGAGUGUGUUGUCCUGAGAACACCCUCGAAACAGCUUAAUCUCAUCCCGCACCUCUCGUUCGCAACGUGAGAACACCUUGUCGGCUCUCUUUCGCCGCUCUCCCUUCUGUUGUCACAGGGUCGCACUCCAUCUUGUCAAUAUUCUUGGGACACUGCAUCCACAAGAGAAGAGUCACGUUUCUGGAUGAAGAGGGACAAGAAGUUGAUACUUUCCUGACCACAUUUUCGAAUUCUGCGAGUCCGAACACCUUCUGGCGACAUUGUACGCGGAAGUCUCUCUCUGAUUGCGCGGAAGUUGUUUAGGGUCUGUGGUCGAGGCCACGGCUCAGGUGGAAGAGGAUUCCCAUGGAUACUAUGCAGGCUACUGGGCAAUACAGAGAACAUGUCCCAACAUCUGCCACAUAUUCUCCAUCGAGCAGUCGUCACUACGACGAUCACCAAGACAUGGAUCCUGAAGGAUAUUACACCAAUCAACCUUACUACCGUUCUCAAAAUACAAGUGAUGCUCUAAGACACGCAUCAGAGCAAGAACAAAGUCCUAUCCACGCGUCUUCAUACCACCAGCAGACCACAUCCUUACCUUAUCACGUACGCAACCAAUCUGCCAUCCAUGAUCAGUUUGACGGGGCGCCUAUUCCACCACCCAGAACUUCAUCACAACAACAAGGCUCUCCGCGAACGCAAGCAGCUUCUGCAAGACAUGCGAGACACCACAAUCCUGAUAGCCAGUCCAGUCGCGUUCAAAACCGUGUCGGAGAUUACAACGAGGAAGUGCCAGACCGAGCACGGGACGAUACAGCUACUGCGGCUGCAUCUGCUGCACGUAGCCGACGAAAAGGGCCGUCAAGUCCCGAAGGCCCACAGCGAGCCGCAAGCACAAGAGAACGAAAUCAACACACUGCACCUCCACCCAGCCGAUCUGAAGCCACCAUGCAAUCCUCUAAUUCACCCGCGCCUUUGGUACGUGAAUACAGUGAGGUGAUCAAAAGAGUGGUCGUGUCCGAUCCCCAGGAAGAUGAGGAGAGGGCUCAAGAGCGAGUUGCUGAGGCCCAGCCGGCGCCCAUCGGCACAGAUGCUCCAACCGUGCCAGACGACGGGGACGACCUACUUCCUGCUCCAGGGCCAGCUCGUCGGCAAGACUAUUCAAAAUCGCGCCGAAAAGAAAUACAAUUUGGUGAUUAUGUACUCGGCCAGACCCUCGGAGAAGGUGAAUUCGGCAAGGUCAAGUUGGGCUGGAAGAAGGACGGAAGCUCCCAGGUGGCCAUCAAGCUCAUUCGAAGAGAAAGUGUCGCCAAUAACCCUAGCCGACUCCCCAAGAUCUACCGAGAGAUAACCAUCCUGAGGGAACUGGCCCAUCCCAACAUUGUCCGACUACACGAAAUGGUGGAGACCGAGCGACAUAUUGGCAUCAUACUAGAGUAUGCUUCUGGUGGUGAGCUCUUUGAUUACAUUCUGAAUCAUCGCUACCUCAAAGAUCCUGCAGCUAGAAGGUUGUUCGCUCAGCUGGUUUCUGGUGUCGGCUAUCUUCACAAGAAAGGAAUUGUUCAUCGAGAUUUGAAGUUGGAAAACCUGCUUCUCGACCAGAACCGCAACAUCAUCAUCACGGAUUUCGGAUUCGCCAACACCUUUGACCCUGCUGAUGAACUCUCGGACGAGAUCGUCUACAAUCUCAGCAACAAGGAUUUUGUCAGAAAGUUCAAACUCGACCGGCUAGAUCAGCGUGGAAUGCGACGAGGAGAUCUGAUGCAGACUAGCUGUGGUAGCCCUUGCUAUGCGGCUCCCGAAUUGGUUGUCAGCGACUCAUUGUACACUGGAAAGAAAGUCGAUGUGUGGAGUUGCGGAGUCAUUCUGUAUGCCAUGUUGGCUGGUUACCUACCUUUUGAUGACGACCCAUCGAAUCCGGAGGGCGACAACAUCAAUCUUUUGUACAAGUACAUCACCACCACUCCGCUGACCUUCCCCGAAUAUGUGACGCCGCAUGCACGGGAUCUCCUUCGUCGCAUUCUAGUGCCAGAUCCGCGCAAGCGUGCCGAUCUGUUUGAGGUGGCCCGCCAUAGUUGGUUAAGUGAGUAUCAUCAUGUUGUCUCUCACAUCACUAGUAGCACUACCAAUGUGGCGGAUAUUGCGCACACUACCGUGCCAUCCGAAGAAGAACCACCCACAAUGCAUAGAAGCGCCUCUGUACGUGAGGGACCUUCGAGGACUGAUGUUGGCUCUCCUGGCGCUAUCGCCCGUGCUCAGGAAGGACUGCUACCUGAGGUAGACGAAGGCUCGACUGGUUCACGACGUGAUCGAGCCACUCGUCACACCUUGCAGCCGGAGUACGUUCCACCUCAGACACACACCGCCCGUGUCCAGCCGUCGGCGACCGCAGCGGCAGUCGUUGCCCGUAGUCGAACCGAGGAGCUCAAAGACACUCCAACCGCGAUCUUGCCACCGUCCUUGACGAAACCUCUACCCCAGGAACCUCCUAUUGAGACCACUCAGAGAAGACCACCGACCACAGAGAAGAUGCCACCUCCAGUUCGCCCGGCCCGAGACAUUCCAAGAUCCGUAUCGGAUUCUACCACGGCAUUUGGUACAGUGGUCCCUACGAGCGGCGGUCAGUAUGUGACACGACCAAGCACACAAGGCUCCAUGACAUCUGCUGGGGCACCUGCCAACACAAGAUCUGACGUUCGAUUGCCAUCUCGAGGAUCUUAUGGUCAGCCAGUCGCGCCGACGGUUGCUGCCACCAACGUACAGGGUCGAGUUACUCAACCAACGAAGCCUAGCCGGGGCUACAAUAUUUCCGGACCUAUCCCUCAAUCAGGCGGCCAUCCCUCGAUUGGCCAACCAAUGACGACGCCAAUGCCACCACAAAGUGCACAACAGCAACAGAAGACUGCUCAUCACCGCCGAUCGAGUACCUUGAGUGGCCUUGGGGAGCGCCUUUUCGGCCGGUCGAACUCUGUGGUCAAAAAGGACCCUGAGCGACAAAAGAACGGACGGAAGUAUCCUCCAACUAGCAUGAAAGAGUAUGCACCUGAGACACAACCUCGCAUGUCGACGGAUUCGAAGCGCUCAUUCUCAUUUGGUCUGGGUAAGAAGAGAAGCACGGAUUUGGAGAAUCCAGGACAGUCUGAAAAACCGGUACGGCGAUUUUCACUUCUUAAUUCAAUGUCGUUCAAAGGUCUGAUGGGUGGCUCCAAGGACCAAACCUCAUCCAAGCCCGGGACUCCUCAAGCCGAGCGGUUUGCCUCGUCCAGUUCGAGUCGCCCAGGAACCGGUCAACAGUAUGCGGUAGAGCCGAUGUCUAGUACGGAUGGUCAGUACGAUAAUUCACGACCAGGAAAAUACAACAAUUUUUCUCGGCCUCCUCAGUCACAAUACCCACAACAGCGAAUGGCCUCGACACAAGCAUCGAAUGAUGUCUACGGCGGAACAGGCGUCUAUUCUCCACAAGACCAAGGACGCGUCCCUCAUCAGCGGCAACAGAGCGAGCCGAUGGCGCAAAUGAUGACACAAUACCCUGAAGCUGUCGAGGGCCGACCUUCGAUGCAACAGGGCAGACAACGUGGAGUUCUCGUCAAGAACAACCGCAAAUUCACAGAUGCUUAUGCACAUGAUCAAGGACCGAAUCACCAUGGUGGACGGUCAGGCGCGGUUAAGAAGGUGCAAGACUUUUUCCGUCGACGUCGUGGCACGGACGAAUAUCGAUAAAGGAAGAAAGCGACGUUUUGGUUUCUGGUCGCUUGCGAGCAUUCGACCGCAAUAUUCCCCUUGGCCAAUAUUGGAGCGGCGACAGAUUUUCUUGUAAUGAUUAAUUGAUUGUUUGGCAGGCAUUGAGUUCCCUGUACUAGGUUGGGGAUUUUGUGGACGAUCACAAUCAGCAAUUUCUCUUCUCCUGCUUCUGGUCCCGACGACGGAUUAUUGAACAGGUUGUUUGUCGGAUUACAUUCCAGUCUUGACGGCGUUGAAAGUUUGCCGCUGGAGAAUUGUGAGUUGAGUACUGGAGCUUUGCAAAGACAGCGUGGGAUACCCCUACAUAGCAUUAUUGAAUGAAGAAGAUGCCGCUCGAGCAGAGUGGUUUCGCUUGUGA